AAUACUGUUCAGUCCCGCCCUAUAUGAAAACAGGGCGUGUUGAAAUCUUUUACCGUAUGAAAUUUUCAGUUGAUUAAGUAGUUAAAAAGUCAUGGAUUCUGAUUCAAAUAGCGAAGCUUCUGAUAAUGAGUUUAAAGGACUCGAAGAAUGGGUCACAAUGCAGCAUUCGACUUUUUGUAAUUGGGUCAAUGAUAAAUUGAUGACUGUCUCUGAAAAGGUUGAGAAUUUGGCAAAAGAUAUGAGGAGUGGCGAAAAGUUAUGUAAAUUAAUGAAUGUUCUAAAGGGAAAGAGUAUCGGUAGAAUCAAAGUAAAUGCAGUUAACCAUUAUGCCGCAAGUGGUAACAUAGAAUUAGCUUUUCAAGCAAUGAGGAAAGAUGGAGUUAAACUUGUAAAUAUAGGAGCUGAAGAUAUAUCUAAAGGUUCUCUAAAGCUUAUUCUAGGCCUUGUAUGGACCUUAAUUCGAACGUAUCAAUUGAAAUCGGGAGGAAAAUUACCAGCCAAAAAACUAAUGAUAAAAUUUUUUAACGCAAUUUUAUAUCCUUACAAAGAGAUAAAUAAUUUUACAUCAGACUGGAACGAUGGAAUAGCUUUACAUGGUGUUAUUGAAUAUUGUAAACCGGGAACAUUUCCGGAUUGGAUGAAUUUAAAAGUCUCAAGAGCGGAAGAGAACUGCAAAAGUGCAUUACAAAUGGGACAUAGAGCUUUUGAUAUUCCAAUUGUAAUUAAACCAGAACAUAUGGCUAAUCCCAAUAUCGAUGAAUUAUCAGUUAUGACUCAGCUAUCAUAUUAUGUUACGGAAGGUAGUCCAGGUUAUAUAAAAACAAUGGAAUGGGUUAACUCAAAGCUUUGCGUUUCAACUAUUAGCAAUUUCACGACCGAUUGGAAUAGUGGAAGAAUAGCCAGUGAACUAGCUAUUGAACUUGGAGCAGACGUUCCACGUGUUGAUGGAAGUUCUGAAGAACUUUGUAAAGCUGCAAUGAAGGCUAGCGAAAAUCAACUUGGAGUGAGGCACGUGAUAUCUGCAACUGAUAUGACCAUACCGACAGUUGAUCAUAUUGGUAUCAUGGCAUAUGCUGCUUGGCAUAGAAUAGUACCAGAAAGGAAAAAAAAAUUGAAAUUUGCCGAGGUACCCGAGGUAAUUCAACCUUCUCCCCCCAGGGCAAGGAGCCCCUCUCCACCUCCUCCAGAGCCAAUUUCAGCUCCAGCCCCGAUUAUAACUCCUGCAAUUGUACCUGCUCGAACUAUCUCAGAAAAUAGAGAUUCGUUGGUUAGGAAAACUCAAAUAGAGCGUAAAUCCGUAAAUUCAUCGGUGAUGUCGUCUACUUUGUUAUCAUCGAUUUCUUCCAAUACUUCUACAGCCCCUACAAUUCCGGUUGCCUCAAAAUCGGUGUCAUUUAAGAGAGAAGAAGUAGUUGUCUACAUGCUAGAUACUUGGAGAGUUGAUGCUACCUUAAAUAUAAUGGUCGACACAUCGGCAUUUGGAAACGGAGCUGUUAGAGCGGAGGCCCAUUCGCCUGGCAGUGACUUGGAAGACCUUCGUAUAACUCGAACUGAAGAUUUCUUAAAUUUUAUAAGUUUCAGACCAACUGAAAAAGGAAAUUGGAAAAUACAAAUAUUCUACGAAAAUCAAGAAAUUAGCGAGAGUCCUUACUACGUUAAUGUCUAUGAUCCUUCAUUAGCAAGAAUCAUUAAGACACAGAUUGGAAAAGCGGCUAUUCUAAAAGAUUACAGUUUUGAAGUUGAUUGCCUGCAAGUUGGGUGCAAAGAGCUUGACGUUUUUGUCACCCAGAAUGAAAAUCAAGUACCUACAGAAAUAAAUUUAUGCGGAAAUGACAGAUAUAAAAUAACUUUCUAUCCAAGAAUUCAUGGGAUAUUCAACGUUUCAGUUUUUGUUGGUGGAAUUGAAUCACCAGGAUCUCCAUUUAUGGUUGAUGCAACUGAUGCAAGAAAAGUUAGUGCUGAUGGGUUAGGCUUGAAGGAAUGUAUAUGUGGCAAAGAAGCUUUCUUUUCUAUCUUGGCUACUUCGGCACCAGAUAAAAAAUCAGAAGUAAUCAUCAUGUCACCUACUGGUAGAAAUAUAAAACCAACUAUACAAAAAGUAGCUCCUGAUCGUUUCAAUGUAUCCUUUGUUCCGAAGGAAGAGGGAAAUCAUACUGUUGAAAUUUUCUAUGACACUAAUGCUGUUAUAGGAAGUCCAUUCUAUACAAUUGCUCGUAAACCGAAGAUUUUUGUUAAAAAUCUGGAACAAAUAGUUCAAAAAGAUCGAGAUUAUGUAUUUGAAAUUGACGCCAGCGAAGUUUACGAUAAUGGAACCAUUGAAAUAGAUUCUGCAUGUCCUGUUAAAGGUUACAAACAAACUGGAGAGCAUAAAUAUACUGUAACAUACAGACCUACAGAUAUUGGAAUAGUUGAUUUUAUAAUCAAAUACGAACAUGUUGAAAUAAAUGGAAGCCCUUAUAGGGUUGAAGUGCAAGAAAAUAAUCAUUUUAGAAGGUCUUUAAUAAGAUAAGCAAGCAGUUGGUUUCUUAUACAAUAAUAGAGAUGUUACUUGAUUAUACAACAAGAAUAUAUGGAAUUCUCUUUUAACCACUUUUAUAAAAUAUUACGAAAAAAUAUUGAAAAAUGUAUAAAAGAAAGCAUUUUUGAUGUUUUUCUAUUUUGAAAAUGAUAAGAUACUCUUCUAUUCUUCGGGGAAAAGAUUUCAAAACUCAUGCAUAUACAGUUAUAUAUAUAUAUAUAUACAGUAUAUAUAUAUUACUAAUAUAUAUUAGUAUACAUAUAUAUAAUUUUAUAUGAAAAACAUAUUUUUUACUUUUCUUUUUAUAAAUCAAUACAAAUUUUAUAUUCAUACGUAAAGUUUCUCUCCUAUUAUUGCAUAAUUGGUGAGAAAACUAUCCGGCUUGAUCUAGAGAAGGAAACAACUAUUGAUCUUUCAAUACUCAUGAUACUUUUAAUUCUCCAUUUUGCUUUUGCUAAUUUGUUUAUAUUUAUUAUUUGCAUAUUCAGCAAAAAAAGAUAACUGAAAGAGAAAAUAUAAACAUGAUCUUUUAAAAAUGCGACAUCUGUUAGUUAUUUUCGUAGUGAAUCGUGAUUGAUAUUCUAACGCCAUCUUCAGGCCGAAUGAUAAAACAACAAUUAUUUGCGUUUAUAAAAACGUUAAAGAUAUGAGGGUACUUAAUGUCUAAUUCAGUCGAACCUAAAAUCUGAAGAGCGUCUUCUUUGCUGUAUAUAGAAGGUAUAAACUAAGAAUCUUCUAUAAAUAUAACAAAUGAAGAACUUGGAAUGACAUAAUGGAGAAAAAUAAGAUUUUCUAGCUUCUUUCCUUAAGAGAGAGUGAGAGAGAGACAGAGAGAGUAUAGGAUAUAGUCGUAUGAUUCCUCUUAAAAUACUCUAAACGAGAACUCCUAUGAAUCAGACCGUAAAAAUGAAAAGCCUUUUGUAACAACAACUUAAUUGAAAAACUAGGGCAUAUUCUCUUAAAAACUUAGAGCGAUGAAUGAAACUAGCUUUAGGCUAUGUAGUUUGAUAAUUAAUACUUCUUUAAUAACCUCUAUGGAUUCUUUUCAACGAAAUGGUCUUUUCAGGAUAGUAGUUCGUCAAUUUGCUUAAACGAAUAUUUCAUGUUCCUAUUGAAAACACCAAUUUAUCUAUAUUAAACAAAAAUUGAUAAACUAUGACGGCAAUCAAUUUCAAGUAUUCUUAUGCGAAUAUUGUUAGUUUAGGACAACUUUCACAUUUAAUUAGAGAUUGUGGAAAAGAAGAGAAAAAGUCAUCAUUCUAUUUUUUUUUCUCUUUUAGAUAUAGUUUUCCUUUCGUAAUCAAAACCUCUUAAAAC
Messenger RNA from Dimorphilus gyrociliatus, 3835 nucleotides. Lineage: Eukaryota; Metazoa; Annelida; Polychaeta; Dinophilidae. The record is from the annotation of a GenBank genome assembly.